This is a messenger RNA of Acanthisitta chloris (rifleman), 414 nucleotides long. Its product is annotated as RING-box protein 1-like. Gene Ontology annotation, molecular function: zinc ion binding; cullin family protein binding; ubiquitin protein ligase activity. Gene Ontology annotation, cellular component: nucleus; cullin-RING ubiquitin ligase complex. Gene Ontology annotation, biological process: protein ubiquitination; ubiquitin-dependent protein catabolic process. NCBI's taxonomy places the organism in Eukaryota, Metazoa, Chordata, Aves, Passeriformes, Acanthisittidae. The annotation marks the transcript as partial. The record is from RefSeq and is a predicted model, not a curated record. The transcript is spliced from 4 exons.
GUUGUGGCCUGUUACCCUUUUGUGGAGGAGAUUGUUCAGGACUCAGCACAGGGUAGAGACAAAUAUUUAGUUCUUGACCCCAUCUGCGCUGGGGGAUCAUCACUAGAAGAACUGCUGCAAAUAAUGGAAGUUCCACUUAACAAAAUGGCAUCUGAAUGGGCCUCUUUUUCCAAGUGGAAUGCAGUAGCUCUGUGGGCAUGGGACAUUGUGGUUGAUAACUGUGCCAUUUGCAGGAACCACAUUAUGGAUCUAUGCAUAGAAUGUCAAGCAAACCAAGCAUCAGCUACCUCUGAAGAGUGCACAGUUGCAUGGGGUGUCUGCAAUCAUGCUUUCCACUUCCACUGCAUCUCUCGCUGGCUCAAAACUCGCCAAGUAUGUCCACUGGACAACAGGGAAUGGGAGUUCCAAAAGUAG